Messenger RNA from Leopardus geoffroyi (Geoffroy's cat), 3601 nucleotides. RefSeq names its product collagen alpha-2(I) chain-like. The transcript is spliced from 20 exons. Lineage: Eukaryota; Metazoa; Chordata; Mammalia; Carnivora; Felidae. Gene Ontology annotation, molecular function: DNA binding. The coding region runs from base 62 to 1531 and encodes 489 amino acids. The record is from RefSeq and is a predicted model, not a curated record.
CUGAAUGUGCUCAGAUCGAUGAUGACUCCCUCAACAGCAUUCCUUGGAAAAGCUGAACAAAAUGAGUGAGAACUCCCUCCCGUCGUUCUCAUCGAAACUGAGGUCCAGCACGUUGUCCGCCCCAGGGAAGGUGCAGUGGCCACGCCAGGCUCGCGGUCGGCCGAGAGAAGAAGGCCUCCCUGGCCCCCGAGUGCCUGUGGUUUGCGGUACGGCCGGAAGAAGUGUGGCCCGGAACGGGCACCUUGCUGACGGGAGCGUCCGGACGCAUUCCUUGGAAAAGCUGAACAAAAUGAGUGAGAACUCCCUCCCGUCGUUCUCAUCGAAACUGAGGUCCAGCACGUUGUCCGCCCCAGGGAAGGUGCAGUGGCCACGCCAGGCUCGCGGUCGGCCGAGAGAAGAAGGCCUCCCUGGCCCCCGAGUGCCUGUGGUUUGCGGUACGGCCGGAAGAAGUGUGGCCCGGAACGGGCACCUUGCUGACGGGAGCGUCCGGACGCAUUCCUUGGAAAAGCUGAACAAAAUGAGUGAGAACUCCCUCCCGUCGUUCUCAUCGAAACUGAGGUCCAGCACGUUGUCCGCCCCAGGGAAGGUGCAGUGGCCACGCCAGGCUCGCGGUCGGCCGAGAGAAGAAGGCCUCCCUGGCCCCCGAGUGCCUGUGGUUUGCGGUACGGCCGGAAGAAGUGUGGCCCGGAACGGGCACCUUGCUGACGGGAGCGUCCGGACGCAUUCCUUGGAAAAGCUGAACAAAAUGAGUGAGAACUCCCUCCCGUCGUUCUCAUCGAAACUGAGGUCCAGCACGUUGUCCGCCCCAGGGAAGGUGCAGUGGCCACGCCAGGCUCGCGGUCGGCCGAGAGAAGAAGGCCUCCCUGGCCCCCGAGUGCCUGUGGUUUGCGGUACGGCCGGAAGAAGUGUGGCCCGGAACGGGCACCUUGCUGACGGGAGCGUCCGGACGCAUUCCUUGGAAAAGCUGAACAAAAUGAGUGAGAACUCCCUCCCGUCGUUCUCAUCGAAACUGAGGUCCAGCACGUUGUCCGCCCCAGGGAAGGUGCAGUGGCCACGCCAGGCUCGCGGUCGGCCGAGAGAAGAAGGCCUCCCUGGCCCCCGAGUGCCUGUGGUUUGCGGUACGGCCGGAAGAAGUGUGGCCCGGAACGGGCACCUUGCUGACGGGAGCGUCCGGACGCAUUCCUUGGAAAAGCUGAACAAAAUGAGUGAGAACUCCCUCCCGUCGUUCUCAUCGAAACUGAGGUCCAGCACGUUGUCCGCCCCAGGGAAGGUGCAGUGGCCACGCCAGGCUCGCGGUCGGCCGAGAGAAGAAGGCCUCCCUGGCCCCCGAGUGCCUGUGGUUUGCGGUACGGCCGGAAGAAGUGUGGCCCGGAACGGGCACCUUGCUGACGGGAGCGUCCGGACGCAUUCCUUGGAAAAGCUGAACAAAAUGAGUGAGAACUCCCUCCCGUCGUUCUCAUCGAAACUGAGGUCCAGCACGUUGUCCGCCCCAGGGAAGGUUAAUGUGAAACAAAACCUUGGUUUCAUAUGAAUAAAAAGUAUCUCCUUCCUCUUGAGAUGUGACAAGGAACAAAGUAUUGGGAAUAAUUCUACCAUCUCAUCCUCAAGAACCAGUAGGAAUUGUACCACCAGAAUAACAUGACAACUCUUUGAGUGCCUGGCUGGCAGCAUCCAUAUAUUCAUAAUAACCAGACCCUGGAGAACCAGAAUGUGAGGAGAGAGACCAGUGGUUAUGCCUACCCUUGAGCCAUUCAAACAUUUUUCUUACAUGCCAAAAUCUUCAGAGUGAGGAGAAGUUGAUUGAGAUCAACUAGGUUUAGAGGUGAUAGUGGAAUUGGAUGGAAUUCCUAUUACUGCUCCAAUGAGCUACUGAUUUUGUUACUUGUUACCAGCUCACUUUUAUGGGAAUAAUCAGAACAGUGCACUCCAGAGAUGGUCUUGUGAAAAUUGAUAAGCUAGAAACAAUUUUCUUUUGCCAAUGGAACUGUGGGAGCUUCUCUUGGACUUCAUGAGAUGGUAAUGAUGGGGCCUAAAAGGGAAGAGAAAUUGUCUAUGCCUUUGCCUUUCUUGAAUUCUAUCUCCAGAGAGUAAGAUAACAACUUAAUUUUAAGUCAGUGAUUCUCCAUUCCUACCUGUGGUCUUUUGGACACCCUUGCAGAAGAUCACUUCUUGGGAAUUCAUUUGAAGUGAAUGAUACCAGUAAAUCCUUGAAACAAGACUCUUCAGACAAAGGGGCUGUUGUCCAAAUGCUACCUUCUGAAGGUGAUGACCACAAAUGUGAGGUGGAUUUAUUACUGAGGGUGCCAUUACUUCUACUACAAGCUUCACCAAAACAAUGAUACAGUCUUCUUUAUGCUUGGAGACUCGUCUCUUUCCUGUGUUGCAGUGGACACCUCCUGCAGAUAAGAAAUGCUUAACUGAGAAAUGCUCAUGUUGGGAUAUCAUCGAUGAGACUUUAAUUUGGGCAUGGUGACUGUUUCCCUUGCUGCCACUUGACUCAAUCCCAGGAGCCUCAGUAGAGGAAAUAUUAUUGCACAAGAAUCUCAAAAUGAUGGAAUUGCUCAGUGCUCCCAUAAAUAUACAUUUAUAAUUUCCAUUUGCCAUAUGGUAAAAUUUAAAUAUUGGAUAUAUUGAAAAGAAACUACACAAUUUUUUUUCAAAACUUCAAAGUGUAUCUAAAUAUCUAAUAUAUAAAUUAAGUUCCCUCCUCCCUCCCAAUUCUACCCCCCCCCAAAGUUUUCUUCUAUUAAGGGAGUUGUGUGCAUUCUUUAAGUGGAUAGAUGCACACAUACAGUCACACAGACACACACAAACUAUUUUGAGGGGUUCUGGAAGUACGGCCAUAUUGUACACAUUCUUCUGCAAAUUGUCUUUCAUUUAACAGUUUUAAUACCCUUUUCUAUUUCAGUAAUACACAUCUGUGUCAUUUGUUGAAUGACUGCACGACUGUUUUGUAGGUGAACUAUAAUUAAAUGUUAUAAGCAUUUCUCAUUCAUAGAUAUUUAUGUUAGCACCAAAUUUCUGUGCAAUGAAACUCCCUAUCAAUAAUUCUGCACUUGUCUAUUAUAUCAUAAUAAAUUACUUAGCAGUUCAAAUACUGGGAUUAAGGAUAUGCACAUUUCAAAUUAUUACAAGAUUUCCUUAAAAUGUGGUGACAACUUUAUCCUCAAAUGGCAAUGAAUGAGAUUGCCAGCUUUCCCCACAACUUCACAGAUAAUGGAUUUUAUAAAUAUUUAAAUUUUUUCCAAUGUGAUAGCCCAAACUAUUGUCUUAAACUGUAUUUCUUUUGUUUUUGAGUUUGAUCAUUUUUUCAUGUUUAUUAGCCAUCUGUAUUCUUUAAUUUCCUCUUUAUGUCCAAUUUUGGGGGUGGGGGUUUAGAUUUCUGGUUUUGAAGAGCUCAUUUAUUACUGGGAGAAUAAGCUUUGGAUUGUGAAGCAUUAUAGCUAUUUUUAUGCACUUUUAUACUUCAUUUUUGUUGUAAGAAUGUGUAUGAUUGUUAUAUGUCCAAGUAUAACCAUGUUUGCUUUUAUGGCUUCUGAGUUUCAUGUCAUUUUGGAAAAAAUAUUUAUACUGAUUUCAUAAAACCGUUCACCUAUGUUAA